AUGGCGUCCUACUUGAAAUUAUUUUACAUCGGAAAUGGUACUUAUAUCAUGUCCACGACACUGAUCAAGAUAUCAUUGCUCUUGCAGUAUCUUCGGGUCUUCAACGAUCAGAAAUUGAGAUAUGCAUGUUACGUCCUCCUGACAGUAACAUCUCUCUGGGGCAUAGCUUUCACCAUCUUGGCCUGGAUGCCGUGCAUACCCGUCAACGACUUUUGGUCCGUUCUCGUGCCUGAUAGUGAGAAGAACUGCUUCGGUUACGGCUCUUUGACCAGAGGCCCAUUCGUGGAGACCUUCACUGGGCAUGCGGGUUUCAACAUGGGUCUAGACGCUUUGAUAUUGUUGCUUCCAAUGUAUCUUUACUUUAAUACAAACGGGAUGGCGGUCAAUAGGGUUGGCUUGGCUGGCUUGUUGGCCGGAGGUUGCUUGCUCUGGAUGUUUAGAGUUGUUUGCAUCUCCAUUUGGCGCCUUGCGACGCUCAUUGCUCACCAAGCAGCGACGAGCCCAACCUUCGAUCCCUCCUGGUAUUCUCCCAUCAGCGUCGUCCUGUCGAUUGCAGAGGUGAAUGUGGCCAACAUCUGCGCCUCUGUUCCGGUCUUCUGGCCGGUGCUCACAAGCUCGCUCGACGAAAUCUUUGUGACAAAGGAGAUUCGUGUCGUCUCGGAGACUCGGGGAGAUGAGUUUGAGCUCCGCUCCCGCUCCAACAGCACGGGCACGUUUGAAUUCCACAGCAGCGCGCACAGUUCUGUACAUGGAGACAGGUCCGAGACCGACAAUAGCCAAGACCCCGACUUCAAAAUAGUGAGGUGCGACCUAUUCAAAAGCGCCAGCGAAACCGAAAAGGGAGCGGCGGGUGUACGCACGUUGAUUCGUAGCGAAAGCCAAUCGAGAGGGAUGAACCAACUUAGGUAG
Molecule: messenger RNA, 909 nt
Organism: Pestalotiopsis fici W106-1
Lineage: Eukaryota; Fungi; Ascomycota; Sordariomycetes; Amphisphaeriales; Sporocadaceae
Exons: 3
Coding region: 1-909 (302 amino acids)
Source: RefSeq, a predicted model, not a curated record